GCUGCGAGACCAGCGGCGGCCCACAGAGAGCCUCGCAGAUCGAGAAAGACACGGUGGACUCCAUUGCUGUCCCGAGUGCGUUUCUCGCCGGACUUGGUGUCGCCCGUUACUGCGUGUCUGCUCCGCGCCGCUCGUGCACGUCGAACAAGUUUCAGUCCCCGCCCGGCCCGAUUCGGCGAGCCGACCGACCGACGUACCGGAGGUUGUGAUUAGGUACACUCUUGUUGUCCAGUGUGCGGGGUAAACGCGUGUGUUAACGCGGCCGGAGUCUUCUCGCGCGUGACCGGGACGUGAAAAGAUAAGAGAGGAGCCACGAUGGCUGACCAACUCACAGAGGAACAAAUCGCAGAGUUUAAGGAGGCGUUCUCGCUAUUCGAUAAAGACGGCGAUGGUACCAUAACCACCAAAGAAUUGGGCACGGUCAUGCGGUCCCUCGGUCAAAAUCCCACAGAAGCCGAACUACAGGACAUGAUUAACGAGGUAGACGCGGAUGGUAACGGCACAAUCGACUUCCCGGAGUUCUUGACCAUGAUGGCGCGUAAAAUGAAGGACACGGAUAGCGAGGAAGAGAUUAGAGAGGCCUUCAGAGUGUUCGAUAAGGAUGGAAAUGGUUUCAUAUCCGCGGCGGAACUUAGACACGUCAUGACAAAUCUGGGCGAGAAACUCACUGAUGAGGAAGUAGAUGAAAUGAUACGGGAGGCCGAUAUCGACGGCGACGGCCAAGUUAACUAUGAAGAAUUCGUCACAAUGAUGACAUCAAAGUGAAUGCAACCUGUGUAACGGAAGAACUCGCGACUCGGAGUGGUGUUGACGUAAUUAAAUAAAUCAAGAAACAGAAAAAAACAUGUAACAAAACGAGAAUCAACCGGAAAGUGACAAAUCUUGUAUCAGGAAGUACGAAGAUGUCUAUAAAAGCGCGAAGAGUCAACGUCCGAUACCGCGUUAAAAUCAUCGUUUAACGAUAAGUAAUACAGGGCAAUUAAUUGUUUAAUUAAAGAGUUAUACCACUAAAAUCAUUAUCUCUCAAAACACAAAUAUUUACGCGUGUAUACAAAACACACACCCACACACGUACGAACGCAACACGCUCCAAGAGUAUACACACGUACAAACACUCAUUACAUAUACACACAUUUCACUCGGGUGUCCUUAUUUCCAUUGGAUAAAGCAAAUUUGGAAAUGAGAUAAACGC
Messenger RNA from Vollenhovia emeryi, 1192 nucleotides. Its product is annotated as calmodulin. Gene Ontology annotation, molecular function: enzyme regulator activity; calcium ion binding. Lineage: Eukaryota; Metazoa; Arthropoda; Insecta; Hymenoptera; Formicidae. The transcript has 4 exons. The coding region runs from base 316 to 765 and encodes 149 amino acids. The record is from RefSeq and is a predicted model, not a curated record.